Molecule: messenger RNA, 1040 nt
Organism: Chenopodium quinoa (quinoa)
Lineage: Eukaryota; Viridiplantae; Streptophyta; Magnoliopsida; Caryophyllales; Amaranthaceae
Exons: 3
Coding region: 28-489 (153 amino acids)
Molecular function (GO): zinc ion binding
Source: RefSeq, a predicted model, not a curated record
UAAUGAAAAUGACAAUCCAUAAGAGCAAUGGAAUUCCCAUUUCGAGUAUAUAUAGCAAAAGAAUGUCCCUGCGGCGGAGGCUUGUGCCGGAUAAGGACCUCCACCACCCAAAACAACCGUUCCUACUAUAGCUGUCCCGGCAGAAUGGAGAUGCACUGUGGUUACUUCGGAUGGUGCGAUGAGGUGGAACCGCUGCCACCGGUUGAGUUUCUGGGUGUCGGAGAGCUGCCGCCACCGGUUGAGAUUCUGGGUAUCGGAGAGCUGCCACCACCAGUUGAGAUUCCGCGUAUCGGACCUAACCGAUACCCGGAAUGCCCUUGUGGUGCCGGAAUUUGUACGCUUAAGGUUCUUCGACAUGGGCCAAAUGCUGGUCGUCAAUACUUUGCUUGCCGCAUUAAGAGGGGACACGGAGCUUGUAAUUUUCACCAAUGGUUGGAUCACGAUGAAAUUGAGAUUGACUCCUGCCCACCACCACCAGAAACACCAUAGCUUACAUAAUAAGGGGAAGAUGAAGCAGUUGAUGCAUAAGCUAUUAACUUUUGGAGGAGAACAGGUUUUAGCCUAAAGAACUACUAAUGUUCAUUACAUGUUGGUUUUAUGUAAUCAGUGAUUAGUACUAGUAUGGCGUAAGAUUUAAACUUAGGUUGAAGUUUGUUUAAAUUGCUGCACUUCACAUUUUGUUUUUGAUGUUGACCAUAAAGUAAUACUAGCUGUAAACUUGUAACUUGCGCUUGACUUGACUAGCUUGGGAUACCCUUUAUGCUAAAGAGAAAUCUAUACUUGGGAAAAAAAACACACACACAUAAAGUAGGAAUCAAACUUGAGAGUUUGAGACCUCUCUUGGCAAAGCUCACAGUACUAGUACCAAGUGAGCUAUCAGCUAUUAUGUGUGAAAGUGGUAAUCCAAUUGUUAGUGUAUUUCGUGCUAAUUGAUAGUGUAUUUCAUGCUAAUUGAUAGUGGAUUUCACUAUUUCGUGCUAAUUGUGCUAAUUGUGGAAACAAUUUAUCGUGGUAAUUGUACUAAAUUUGUAGUGUAUUUC